GAGCUGGUGCAGAGCUUUCAUUUCUUCAGGUGGAAGGUAGAAGUGCUCUCUGGAAUCCCCCGCACUCAGGUUUCUGUGUGAUAAUGGGAUUCAGAGUGGUGGUUUUCCUGGUGUUUGUGCUCCUCCUCGCAGUUGGAAAACUUUGCUCUGCACAAAACCCGUUUAUCUUUGGCACUAAUGAGACUCUCCACCAAAUCGAACAGAAGCCAGUGGUAAGCACUCAGCUGCAGAACCAGACGGAGCGUUCUCCGGUCACCUACCAGCUCAAGACCUACCAGCUCAGAACCCAAACUGAGACCCAGAAGCUGCAAAAGUCUGAGAAGCUGGCGGCUGUCCGUCCAGACCGAGAGCCAGAGCCACAGGAACCCACCCGAGCUACAGAGGUGUUGGCCCAAAGUCCAGAUCAGAACCUGUCCUUUAAACCUGACAAGAAGGAACCAAAGGUGGUGGGGGAGGUCCAACAGCAGGUUCCUGUGCCAGCUGAGAGUGUGUCGGUGCACUGUGGUGAAGAAAAGGUCACCAUGGCGGUCAAACGGGACUUCCUCGGAAAUGGUCAGCUGAUCCAUCCUAGAGAUCUGACUUUAGGAGGCUGCUUAGCGGUGGAUGCUGUUGACCACAUCCUGCUGUUUCAGACAGAGCUGCAUGGCUGUGGCAGCAACAAGACGAUAACCGAAGAGUUUCUCAUCUACUCGUUUUCUCUGAUCUACUCCCCAACACCCAUUGGAAACACCUCCAUCUUAAAGACCAAUCCAGCUGAGGUGACAGUUCAGUGCCACUUUAAAAGGAGGAACUAUGUGAGCAGCAACGCCAUGAGGCCGACGUGGACAACGUUCGCUAGUGAAAUGCAGACGAAUCAGCAGCUGCAGUUCUCUUUACGACUCAUGUCGGAGGACUGGCUUUCUCGGAUGCCUUACAAUGCCUACUUCCUGAGGGAGAUCAUGAACAUUGAGGCGUCCGUCCUCCGGGGUAACCAUGUUCCUCUGAGGCUCUUUGUGGACAGCUGCGUGGCUACGGCCCAUCCUGACCCUGAAUCUACGCCCAGAUACCCCCUCGUCACCAACCACGGGUGUUUAACUGAUGCUAAGCUGACAGGAGCCAAGUCUUACUUCAUGCCGAGAAGCUGGGAGGAUAAACUUCAUUUACAGCUGGAAGCUUUCAGGUUCCAGACGGUUGACAAGAACUCUGUUUAUAUAACGUGCAGUCUGAAGGCAACGACCCUGGACGUUCCCCUUGACUUGCAGCACAAAACCUGCUCGUUCUUGAUGGAGACCAAAAGAUGGGUGGCAUCAGGUGGAGACAACCAGCUGUGCAGCUGCUGUGAGACCAGCUGUGACGGGCAAAGAGAGAAGCGAAGCCUUGCAGCAGACACUGAUUUGUGGAAGGGGGGUGCAGCUACUCUGGACCCAAUCCUGCCGGAGGACAGGAUUCCUCCUCCUGAACCCGCUGCUCAGCUGCAGACUCAAGAGGAUGAUCAAGAUACUUCCAUUCAUCCCCCCUCCGAGGCCUCGACUUUAUCAACGAUCCUGCUGUGUGGAGCAGGUGCAAUGCUGGCUGUGGCAUUAGCUUUCAUGAGCGCUGUAAUCUGUAGCAGACUCCACAAACCCAGUGGGCAUGCUGUUCGUACCUGAUUUAAGACAAUAAAGCAUUUCUAACAAAG
Molecule: messenger RNA, 1657 nt
Organism: Nothobranchius furzeri (turquoise killifish)
Lineage: Eukaryota; Metazoa; Chordata; Actinopteri; Cyprinodontiformes; Nothobranchiidae
Product: zona pellucida sperm-binding protein 3
Source: RefSeq, a predicted model, not a curated record